Messenger RNA from Solanum stenotomum, 1050 nucleotides. RefSeq lists its product as uncharacterized. Gene Ontology annotation, biological process: DNA integration. Gene Ontology annotation, molecular function: nucleic acid binding. NCBI's taxonomy places the organism in Eukaryota, Viridiplantae, Streptophyta, Magnoliopsida, Solanales, Solanaceae. The record is from RefSeq and is a predicted model, not a curated record. Bases 1 to 1050 code for a protein of 349 amino acids. The transcript is spliced from 3 exons.
AUGGUAAAGGAGGGCAUAGUUCUUGGACACAAGGUAUCACAGAAAAGAAUCGAGGUCGACAAGGCCAAAAUUGAGGUGAUUGAAAAGUUACCUCCACCGAUCUAUGUGAAGGGUGUUCGAAGCUUCCUAGGACAUGCCAGAUUCUAUAGGCGUUUCAUCAAGGACUUCUCCAAAAUUGCACACCCUAUGUGCAAGCUUUUGGAGAAGGAGGUGAAAUUUGUCUUUGAUGAGGCAUGUCUCAACACUUUUGAGUGCCUAAAAGAAAAUCUGAUUUCAGCACCAAUGAUUAUUGGCCCAGACUGGGCGAAACCAUUUGAGGUGAUAUGUGAUGCUAGCGAGACUGCGUUAGGAGUUAAGUUGGUACAAAAGCGCAACAAGAUGUUCCAUUCGAUUUACUAUGCUAGUAAGUCACUAAAUGGGGCACAACGAAACUAUAUAGUCACUGAGCAUGAACUAUUAGCUGUAGUGUUGGAAGCUGCAAAGAAGGAAGAACCUGAGCUCGAGAUAGAUGACACAUUCCCGGAUGAGCAGGUAUUAGCUGCUACUCUUGACCUUAUUCCUUGGUUUGCUGACUAUGCUUAUUUUCUGCGGCAAGGAGCCAUCUCUCGACACCAUAAGUUACCUAUGCCACCUAUUCUGGAGGUGGAAUUGUUUGAUGUGUGGGGUAUUGAAUUCAUGGGACCCUUUGUGAGUUCAUAUGGACAGAAAGACAUAUUGGUUGCGGUUGACUAUGUGUUCAAAUGGGUUGAAGCUGUUGCUUUACCCGAGAACGAUGGAAAUAGUGUUGCUGGUUUUCUGAAAAAUAACAUCUUCUCAAGGUUUGGAACACCCAGAGCCAUUAUCAAUGAUGGUGGUUCUCACUUCUGCAACAAGGUUUUUAGUGCACUUCUGACCAAGUAUGGGGUAAAACAACACAAGGUGGCAACACCUUAUCACCCACAGACUAGUGAUCAAGUGGAGGUCUCCAAUAGGGAAAUUAAAGCAAUUUUGGCAAAGACAGUGAAUGCCAACAGAACAGAUUGGGCAUGGAUGCUAGAUGAUGCUCUAUAA